Molecule: messenger RNA, 1202 nt
Organism: Drosophila eugracilis
Lineage: Eukaryota; Metazoa; Arthropoda; Insecta; Diptera; Drosophilidae
Exons: 3
Coding region: 707-1078 (123 amino acids)
Molecular function (GO): odorant binding
Source: RefSeq, a predicted model, not a curated record
GCCUGUGCCAGUAGCGUAUAAAAGCUGUAGGUAAAGUCGAUACCAGGUAUCAGUUUUCAAAAUGAAAUUACUAGUUGCCCUGGUUAUCUUGAUGGUGGUUAGUCCGCUAAGAUGUGACCAUCCUAUAUUCGAUCACCUAUCAACUGAGUGCGCUAAGAAGGGUGGGAUUACUCCUUACCUGAUUGAAAAUCAUCCCGCCAAUAUUCGAGUCAAGUGCUAUUACGCCUGUCAAUUGGAAAAACUUGAAAUAAUUGCCAAUGGUGUGGUCAAUCCCUUUGAUUUGUCUGUACUUAACGUAACAGAGGCAAACUAUGACAAAUUUGGAAUUUUGAUUAAGCCGUGCCUGACCAUAACUAAUCCCAACCGGUGCGAACUCGGAUAUUUGGUAUUCGAUUGCCUAAAAGUGCACUUCAAGAAUGUAGAAGUUUCAAAAUAAUAUGUAUUCCAAACUGAUUAAAUUGUUCUGACUAUUAACUAAAUGCCAUUUUCUAUUGCUUCUAAGGAAAGAAAAUAUUUAUCACAAAGUAUAAGAAAUUUUGCUUUAUGUAGGUGCUACGGUAACUAGUUUCUUAACUUGAAAAUGAAUAUAUUUUAAUGCCUAAUUCAUUAUUUUAAAUUCUAUUUAUUAUCCGAGAUGUCUGAGUAUAGCGUACAAGUAGCGUAUAAAAGCUGUAGGUAAAGUCGAUACCAGUUAUCAGUUCUCAAAAUGAAAUUAGUAGCUGCCUUGGCUAUUUUGAUGGUUGUUGGUCCGCUGAAAGCUCUUGACCAUCCCAUAUUCAAUCACCUAUCAAAUGAGUGCGCUAAGAAAGGUGGGAUUACUCCUAACCUGAUUGAAAAUCAUCCUGGCAACAUUCGAGUCAAGUGCUAUUACGCCUGUCAAAUGGAAAAACUUGAAAUAAUUGCCAAUGGAGUGGUCAAUCCCUUUGACUUCUCUGUACUUAACAUAACACAGGAAAACUAUGACAAAUUUGGUAUUUUGAUUAAGCCUUGCCUGACCCUAAUUCAUCCCAACCGGUGCGAACUCGGACACUUGGUAUUCGAUUGCUUAAGAUACCACUUAAAGAAUGUGGAAAUUUAGAUAAUAUAUAUUCUAUGCUGGUUAACAAGUUCUGGAUGUUUACUAAAUAGAAUCUUUAAUUGCUUAAGAAAAUAAAAUGUUCGUUAUAAAAACAAUCUAAUAUAAAUAUUUCUAUAUAUGCCUA